UAAAUGUAUUUUCAAAGCUGUAACAGAAAUACUUUUAGGAUUUCUGUCACAGGCCUACACUUGGUUACAACUCAGCUUAUUUUACAAAUUUGUUUUUGUUUUUCUUCAGUUGACAUGUGACCAAAUCUGCACUUAAAAGCUGUAUUCUGAAAUUACAGUUAAGUUUUUGAUGCAUAAUUGCAAUGGACGCCAUCAGAUAUGAAAACUGCUAUGCACCCAGUGAGGUUUCCAAACAGACGGUUCUUUCAGACUGGAGAAAUGUUGAGUGGACCAACAAAAUGAAAGUCUAUCUGGAUUCUGACCAAGCUGUUACUGCCAAGGAUCUGCUCAGCAUGUUCUCACCUUUUGGAUGUGUCAUCUCUGUUCAGACGAUUGUGAAAAACAAUCACAGAUACGGGAUGGUGCAUUACCGCAGUGCCGAUGAAGCUGCCGUGGCUUUGAGGGAAAUGAAGAGCAGCACCAAAGUCUUCUUUGUAGCUCAAGUAGGCAUCAGGGAGGUCAGAGAGGGCCCCAAGGAUAAAAGAUCCAAACGUCCCCAUCGAGCACCACCAGGCAGCUGUAGUUACCGCCCACUGCACAGACGUCCCACUCUGUGGGAACCACUGUUUCCAGCUUACAGACAGACUGUGUCUAUUGAAAUUGAUAACCUCCCACGAUCUUGGUAUGAAACAGACCUGCUGCUCAGCCUCCUCCCUCCGACCACCAUUGAUGUAAAGAUAUUUAAGAGAAAAGCCUGUGUGGUCUUGCCGGACUUCUCCAGUGCCUUGAGCCUCAGGGAUUUGUUAAACAGUGCCCUUCACCACCUCCGCUUUAUCUUUUCACCUCGCGGAAGACGGAGGUGCCCCACAGUGAAGAUAUCAGCAGCCGGCACCGUGCUCUGCUCUCGGUGACCUGUGACCUCUGCAUGCUGUUACACAUACAGAUCAACACAAAAGCAGCAAGAACCCAACUUCAGUAUAAUAAUAAACGUAAAUGCUGCUGUA
Messenger RNA from Neolamprologus brichardi, 983 nucleotides. RefSeq lists its product as uncharacterized. The record is from RefSeq and is a predicted model, not a curated record. Lineage: Eukaryota; Metazoa; Chordata; Actinopteri; Cichliformes; Cichlidae. Gene Ontology annotation, molecular function: RNA binding.